AUGAAGGAAAAGUUGAAUUCAAAGCUUAAUGAUACGAUGACAAAGUUCCCUGAAAAGGAAAGUUUUAGAAUUUUCAAAGAAAAGAUGAAAAAUAUGAUUGUUGAAGAAAAAACUGAAAGCACAACACUUUUUAAUUUUCCAAUUAAUGAAAUUGGAGUUGAAGGAAUCAAUUUGACACAAAUAAUGGGUCAAAAAACAAAUGAUCAAACAGAAAAUGAAGAUAAAGAGGGAAAUGGUGAAGAAGACAGUGAUAAUGGUGCAAGUCAACCAGAAGUAGAUUAUUUGCUUGAUUCAAAUGAAGCAGAUAAUGAAGAAAUAAAGAAUGAUGCAGAUAAGAAUCAAAGAGAAGGUGAAAUUAGAGUAAAAGAGAAAGAUGCAAAGAGGAAUGAAAAUCAGAAUGAUGAAGAAGAAAAAAAUGAUCAUGCUGAGGAAACAAAUAAUCAUGAAGAGACUAUUCAACAAAUUGAAAAUCAAAAUUUGUUGGAUAAAGUUGUUGACAACAUUGUGGACAAUGUCCUUGGAAUUGGAGUUUCAAGUUUAAAUAGUCAAGAAGAUGAAAUCUGGAAUCACCCUGAAAUGAAAACUAUUUUCGAUAAUAUUGAUAUAGGGUCACCAAUGAGUACAGGUAAAACUAAUACUCUUGCAGAAAAGGAAAAAUCAGAAGGCAAGGAAAACUCUGAGGAUAGAAAUGAAGGAGGAACAGAAGCUAAGAACAUGAAAGAUGGAGGUGAAGAAAAACAAACAGAAAUUGAAGAAAGAAAUGCAGAAGAUAGAGGAAAGAAAAAGUCAGAGAAUCAAAACAAGAAAGGAGAAAAAGGAGAAAAAGCUGACAAGACAAAAGGAAAUAAAGGAGCACUUACAAAGAAACAAAUCAAUGACGACCAUCAGAAGGUUGUUAUCAGAUUAGCAAAGAAAAAUGUUCUUAAUCCAAAUCCAAUCUCUGUAUCAAUUCCUACUGAAGUAGGACCAUCAAAUCAUGAUAUGGAUCAACCAAGAGAUAAGAAGCUUGCUGAUGCUUUCAAAUCACCUUUCAAAUGCAGAAUAACAGACGCAAAACCCAAACUGACACAUCAGGAGAGUAUUGUUUGUGAAUGGUUGUUCAACUUACAAGGCAAUACAUCAACUGGAAAGGGAUUUGGAAAUUCACCAUACAAACUCUUCUUGAAAGUUGGAGUUUCUACUGCUUAUCUAACUUCAACAUUGUCUGAUGAAAGAAAGUAUGAAAAAUUCAAGGAGAACUUUCAUGACAGUACCAAUGGGUACACAAAAAUCUUGAACAUAAAAGAUAUUGACAUGGUAUUCUUUCCAGUUGUUAGAAGUGCUCACAUUUUUGUGAUUGUCUUCAACUUAAAGAAACUGUCAAUUGAAAUUCUAGACAAUAGUGCAGUUGAGGGGGAUUAUGAAGGGAAAUACGGAGUAAUAAUGAAACCUUUGGCUAAGGUGUUGGAUCUUGCUGAAAAAUAUCAAAAAGUUGAAUUCAAAGUGCGUACUGAUCAUGCAUACAAGGCUAUGCAAACAAUUCAAAAAAGGUUAAAAGAAUUAAUGAUUGCUUGUGAAGAUGAAAGAAUGUUGAAGUGUGAUGCUAUAGAACAGUUUGUGUUGAAGAUGAAUGGAUUUGAAGUACAUGUAAGAUGA
Molecule: messenger RNA, 1635 nt
Organism: Lactuca saligna
Lineage: Eukaryota; Viridiplantae; Streptophyta; Magnoliopsida; Asterales; Asteraceae
Source: the annotation of a GenBank genome assembly